Messenger RNA from Drosophila innubila, 12790 nucleotides. It is a transcript of the gene rno, whose product is annotated as PHD finger protein rhinoceros. Gene Ontology annotation, biological process: regulation of transcription by RNA polymerase II. The record is from RefSeq and is a predicted model, not a curated record. Bases 848 to 11473 code for a protein of 3541 amino acids. The transcript is spliced from 8 exons. Lineage: Eukaryota; Metazoa; Arthropoda; Insecta; Diptera; Drosophilidae.
UAUUUCCUGUGUCUAUUUCGUUCACUAGCAAGUGCUCGCGUGUGUGUCUGCGGCGGCAAAAGCAAAGCCCAGAGUAAUAUAUCCAAUCAAAAUUCGCUCGAACGCGACAACCAAAACAGCCAAACAAAGCAACAAAUGUGGCGACAAUGCCAACCAGCGGGCACGGGCAUCAUUUAGAAAACAUUGUAAAAAUGUGCAAUUUCCAAAAACAAAUAAUAUUACUACAAUAAAAAGUAGGAAAAAAAAGGUGCAAAAACGACGAAUGUGAUUUUGGCAAUAUAAUUAAUGGCAUUUGGUUUAGACGUGUUCUACAAAAUUAAUACGAGCACUGACUUAAUAACAUUGAUCACACAAAGUGCGUGCGAAAACAAAAUAAUCGAGGAGAACAAACACACAAUAACAAAAGCGGGAGGGGGAGCGGUAGCGCGCAUUAUUGCUUAUAGCAGUGCACGGCACAGACUGCAAAGUGGCGGCGCUACUCGGGAUUAGUGCUGGUGCAGCGGCAGCGGCGUCCAUGUUACACGGGCGGCAGCAGCAGCAGCACAACCACAACAACAACAACCCCAACAACAACAACAACAACAAUAAUAAUAAAUACACAAAUAUUUAUAACAUUAAUAUAAACAACAACAACAACAAGACACGAAGAGUGCAACAGCAACAACAACCGGCAGUUUGGUUGUGGUGUCGUCAAUUGUGGCCUUAAGCAUGUAGUCGCACUUGGCAGACAUUAGAAGCAAACGCGGGAGGUCUAAGUAGCACAAGAGCGAACCGAAGCAGGUUCCACGAAGAAAACCAAUCAAAACACAAAGAAAACAAAACACACAAAACACAACACCAAUGAAAAAUGUCACAAAGAGGUAAACGCGGUAAUCAGCAGCAGCUGCAACCGCCGCAGCAGCAGCAGCGACAGGAUGUUGAACCGCAACCGCCGCCCACAAAGCGACGUAAAGGUCGACCGCCCAAUGGUGCACCUGCAACUUCAACAGCAACGGCAACAAUUGCAGCGCCAACAACUGCAACUGCAACAACAUCAGCAGCAGCGGCAGCAGCAGCAGCAGCAACAGGGCCAGCGUUGGAGCAACAUGAGCACAGCCCGGCCAAGUCAACAACCACAACAACAACAACAACGAAGCUGCCAGGCAAGGCCAAAUCGGCCAGCAAGUGUAAAGCGCAAGGCAACAACAGCAAUAGCAAUAACAACAACAACAGCAGCAACAACAAUAGCAACAGCGGCGGCAGCAAUAGCACGUGGCAAGCCCGCUCCGUGGCCGAUAUUAAAAUGUCGAGCAUCUACAAUCGCAGCUCAACAGAGGCGCCAGCUGAACUGUAUCGCAAGGAUCUCAUUAGCGCAAUGAAAUUGCCAGACUCAGAGCCAUUGGCCAACUACGAGUAUCUGAUUGUAACCGAUCAAUGGAAGCAGGAAUGGGAAAAAGGCGUACAAGUUCCCGUCAAUCCCGAUUCGCUGCCCGAGCCGUGUGUUUAUGUGCUGUCGGAGCCAAUUGUGUCGCCAGCUCAUGACUUUAAACUUCCAAAAAAUCGUUUCCUGCGCAUCACCAAAGAUGAACAUUACUCGCCGGAUCUGCAUUGCCUGACGAAUGUUGUUGCCCUGGCGGAGAACACAUGUGCCUAUGACAUAGAUCCAAUCGAUGAGGCCUGGCUGCGUCUCUAUAAUGGCGAUCGGGCCCAAUGCGGUGCAUUUCCCAUUAAUGAAACGCAGUUUGAGCGUGUCAUCGAGGAGCUAGAGGUGCGUUGCUGGGAACAAAUUCAGGUCAUACUUAAGCAGGAGGAGGGAUUGGGCAUUGAGUUUGAUGAGAAUGUUAUAUGUGAUGUUUGUCGAUCGCCCGACUCUGAGGAGGCCAACGAAAUGGUAUUCUGUGAUAAUUGCAACAUCUGCGUGCAUCAGGCUUGUUACGGCAUUACAGCGAUUCCAUCAGGUCAAUGGCUUUGUCGAACCUGUUCCAUGGGUAUUAAGCCAGAUUGUGUGCUAUGUCCGAACAAGGGCGGCGCCAUGAAGUCCAACAAAUCGGGCAAACAUUGGGCGCAUGUCUCGUGCGCACUCUGGAUACCGGAAGUGAGCAUUGGCUGUGUUGAUCGCAUGGAGCCGAUAACAAAAAUCUCAAGCAUUCCGCAAAGUCGCUGGUCAUUGAUUUGUGUGCUCUGUCGGGAGCGUGUGGGCAGCUGCAUCCAGUGUUCGGUGAAGACGUGCAAGACGGCAUACCAUGUAACCUGUGCCUUCCAGCACGGUCUCGAGAUGCGUGCCAUCAUCGAGGAGGGCAAUGCCGAGGAUGGUGUCAAAUUGCGCUCCUAUUGCCAAAAGCAUAGCAUGAGCAAGGGCAAGAAGGAGGGAGCAAGUGCCAGCAGUCAUCACACAUCCGCCUCCAGUUGCAUGCAAAAGAAUAAUAAAUUCUCAAGCAGUGGCGCCGCUGGCGAUGGCAGCAACACACCCGGUGGCAAGGGUGAAGAUCACCGAAGACGCAAGAAUCAUCAUCGCAAAAACGACAUGACCUCCGAGGAGCGCAAUCAAGCGCGAGCUCAGCGAUUACAGGAGGUGGAGGCGGAGUUUGAUAAGCAUGUAAAUAUCAAUGACGUUAGCUGCCAUUUGUUUGAUGUGGAUGAGGAUGCGAUUAUUGCCAUUUAUAACUAUUGGAAGCUAAAGCGAAAGUCUCGUCACAAUCGCGAGUUAAUACCGCCCAAAUCCGAGGAUGUCGAAAUGCUGGCACGCAAACAGGAACAACAGGAUCUCGAGAAUCAUAAGCUGGUCGUACAUUUGCGUCAGGAUCUGGAGCGUGUGCGCAAUCUCUGCUACAUGGUCAGUCGGCGUGAAAAGCUUUCCCGUUCGCUGUUCAAGCUGCGCGAACAAGUCUUCUACAAGCAGCUGGGUGUGCUCGAUGAGGCAGUGCAGCAUUCCGCGGACAGCAGCAGCAGUAAUAAGCAGCUGCAACAACAACAACGUCCCGCUUUGGAUACGGAUGCCAUCAUCUAUGCGAAUGAUGGGCCAACGCUAUAUGAUCGCUUCUAUAGCUCGACGGAUCAGCAAACUGUGCCGGCGCAGUAUCAGAGCUUAGACUAUAUACUGGAGCAGCUGAUGGGCAAGAUACAGGCACGUGGACGCGCCUCCCAGUCGCCCACGAAGCGCAAACAGGCGGCGGUCAAGGGUUCGCCUAAAAAGAAACUCAACAAUGGUGCAAUAACAACAACAACAACACAGUCUACAACAACACAACCUACGACUACAACAAAUACAAUGGCCAAUACAAAGGCCGCCAAGCCACGUGGCUCGCCAAGGACGCCAACAACGGCGUCUACGGCGAUGCCGUGUGCGGGGAGGCGUGCCUCAAAGAGCGGCACGGCAACGACGGCGACGUCGAGUCCCAAUAAAUCACAUAAAUCCCAUGCCGGCACGUCCGCCGUUACGUCUAGCGGCAGCUCAUCAUCGGGUGAUUCCAGCUCGGCGCGAGGCAGCAGCAGCGGUAGUAGCGCCAGCAGCAGCUCCUCCUCGGAUACAGCAAGUGCCAGUGGAUCAGCAAGUGAUUCCGGCAGCGAAAGCAAUAGCUAUAACAAUAAACACGGCCACGCCAGCAAUACUACAACAACAACAGCAACAGCAGCCAAAUCCCGCAAGCAAUCCUAUGCCAGAAGUAUCGAUCAACGGCAGAAGCAACGACAACAACGGCGUCAAAGUGAAGCAGCUGCGAGUGCGUCUGCGGCGUCUGGCGAUGCACGCACCAGUUGCAGUUCCUCCAGCGACGAUGACGAUGAACGGGGUCGGGAGCGGGAACGAGAACGGGAUAGGGACCGGGAACGGGAGCGUGGCAAGCAGCGCGUUAACAAGUCAGCAGUACCUGCGAAAUCCCAAGCAUCUAAGUCAAAGCAAAGCACAACAACAACAGCAGCAGCAACAACUACAACAAGUGGAACGGCGGCACGUCGAAAGCUUUCCAGCAAUGGAGCAACAGCAAGCACAACAACAACAACGACCACGACGACACGAGGCCUUGCUCAAAUGGACAAGGAAAUGCAACAACAAGAUGCCGGCAGUUUAUCCAGCGAUGAAAGUGAGGAACUGCUGCCACUUAAGCCUACCGAGCGUCAUUCCCGCAGUCAUCUCUCCAGCGGCCACACAAUCUCUGGCAACACAACAACCUCCGCAACGACAACAACAAAUGCAACGGGAGCAAGUCGCAAGUUGGGUCAUCACAUCUACUCCGACUCGGAUAGCUCGACCAGCACAGCGCAAGAGGAUGGACAAGAAGAAGAGCCAGAGGAGGAGCAUGCGGCAGCUGAGAGUAAUGUAAGCGAUUCACAGAAUCAGCAAACGAUACGCACCAAGGCGGCCAUGAAGGAGUUUGUGCCGGGAACAACAGCUGCCACAUUACCAACGACAGCAACAACACUUGCAACUGCAGCAGCAGCAACAACAACAACAACAACUAAAGCCAAAGGCAGCAACAAAUCAAACAACACAAAGAGCAAUGCAACCACAUCGUUUACAGCGGUGGAUCUGCUGGUGGUGCCACAGCGACAGGCAGCCAAAAAGGCAUCCGAAAAUAUGCGCAUAUCGACAAAUCUCGCGACAUCUUUGCUGCCCGAUGCCUCCGAGCGAUUACGCGAUCCGGAGCAAAGCGGCAGCACAAGCGCCAGUGCCGGCAACAGCAGCAGCGCCAAAAACAAGACGAAAGAUGCCAGCUAUCGUGGAACAGAAGUGGAGAAGACGCGACCCAAGGAACUGCAGAAAUCAGCGGGCAAAACGACGGGAGAAACGACGGCGGAACGUGGCAAGCGAGGAAGACCACCCAAGUUGCAAAAGGAGAGGGAGAAGGAGAAGGAAAGGGAGAAGGAGAGGGAGAAGGAGCGGGAGAAGGAAAGGGAGAAGGAGCGAGAGAAGGAGAAGGAGCGUGAAAAGGAGAAACUGAACACCUCCACUUCCAGCUUCACUGCCACGCCCACUCCCACACCCACGCCCAAGAACAAUGAAGUAUCCAAGUUGCAGAAUUUUGCCGUUUCCUAUGUGCCACAAAGGCAGGCAGCCAAAAAGGCAGCCGAGCAGUUGAAGAACAGCGGAGCAGCCUUAACCAAGGCGACCCAAGAGUCGAGUUCGGUGAACGAGCUAAGCGACAAGGAUGCAGCAACAGCAACAACAACUGGCGCAGCAACUGUAACCACUCCUACCAGCAAAACAACAACAAGCAAACAACAAACGACGCCUGUCAGACGUGCCUCACACCUCAAGGAUCAGGGAGUAAGCGGCUUGUCGCGCAGACGUUCCAAGGAGGAGACACAAACGCCCGUCAAGCGACGCAUUGCAGCGCCCAAUUUGUCCAGCUCGAGUUCCGGGGACAGCGACAGCAGCAGCAACUCCUCCAGCAGCAACAGCGAUAGCUCCAGCAGCGGCAGUGCCACAGACUCCGAUAGCGAUAGCGAUGCCAUGGAGAAGCGUAAGGAAGCAACAGCAAUAGCAACACCAGCGCAAGUAUCAGCUGCAGCACCUGCUCCGGCCCCAACACCAACUCCAAUCUCAAUAUCCAACUCAACCUCAACUGUGCCAAAGCGUUCACCGCGCAAAUCGCUAGACAAAGCGCCGCCGGCGCCAGUGACACCUCUAGCAGGAAGAACGCGACAGAAUUCGACAAAUAAAUCGCCAAAGAGAACACCGCAAAAGAAUGCAGCGAUGGAAGUGUCGCCACAAGUGCCUGCCACACCAAAGUCAACGUCCCAGCGACGCAAAUCCUCCCUAGAUGAUCUGGCCAAGCCAACGGCUCCGGAGAUAUCGAAGCGUGCGACACGCAACUCCAAGUCUCGACCGCCUUCACCAACGCCCGCCGUUGUGGUCAAUGCCAAGUGCAGUCCAGAGAAGCCAUCGCCAACGCUGUCGACGUCCAGGCGGAAAUCUCGUGCUGAGUCACCCAAAAAGACGCCACCGAAUCUGGAGCAUGAGAUAGCGCAGCGUAAGGCGGCGACAGGACGAACGACGAGUGCAUUGGACAAGUUGCUGGACAAGAAGCAGCAGCAGCUCAACAAUGCCACGCCCACACCGCCACCUAAACUGCGAGCGCCCACACCCAUUUCCGAGCAAGCAACAGCCGUGGCAGCGGAAGAGGAGAAGGAAAGAGAGCGAGAGCGGGAAAGGGAGAAAGAAAGAGAGCGGGAGCGGGAACGAGAGCGGGAACGGGAGCAGGAGCAACAACAACUGCUGCAGACGGAUGCGGAGGCUGGUGAGCAGCCCAUGGAUAUCGAUGAGGAGCUGACAACGGCGCCAACGCACACUCAAUUGCCAGCGAGUUCCGGCAAAUUGGACGAGCUAUCGGCGGACAUUGACGAGCGACCGCCGGCGGCGCCAUUGCCUGCCUCGCCCACACCCACGCCAUCCAACGACGAGUUGUCCGAUGAGGCGGGCAGCGAUCGGAGCGAACGAAGACGCAGCAGUCGCUGGAGUCGGUCGCGUAGAAGAAGAAGACGCACGCGGGACGAGGAUGAGGAGGAGCAGCAGCACACGCAUCAUACACAGCAUCUGCUCAACGAAAUGGAACUGGUGCGUGAGCUGGAAGAGGAGCGCCAGAAUGAGUUGCUAGCGAAUGCCAGCAAAUACUCGGCAUCCACAUCCUCGCCAGCGGUGACCGUGAUACCUCCAGAGCCGCCAGAGAUAAUAGAGCUGGACUCGAACUCCAAUUCCGGCGAGCAGCAGCAACAACAUUCGGAGCAACAGCAACAGUUGCAGCAACAACAGCAGCAGCAACAACAGUUGCCAGUUGCUGCAGUGGCAACUCCUGUGCCAUGUACCGCCUUGGAGCUGGAUGCAGCGCAUCAACCCAUUGUAGACACCAUACUGGAGAUGGAGGACAGCAAGUAUGGCAAUAAUUUUGCAUCCAACAUGGCCAGUGUGGCAAGUGUGCUCAAUCCGCCCAAUUCAGGACCACUGACAACGUUGCUCGGUGGCAACAACAACAGCAAACAAAUCUCUGAGGAGGAUAGCGCACAGGCAACACGUAAUCUUCUCGAGAAACUGCGUAAAACGAAGCGCAAGGCAGUGUUGGAUGAGUGCAAGGACUCAAUUGAUUUGUUGCCACCAACACCUGCAAUUCCCUCCGUAUUUCCAUUCCACAAUGCAGCUGAUCCCGAAGACUUGAUACAUGCACAAAAGGAACUGCAACAACAGCAGCAGCAGCAACAACAACAGAGUUGUCUCUUUAGUAGUUCGGCGCCCAAUUCGGUGGCCAGUCAAAUGACCAUCAAGGAUUCUCCGAUGACAGCCAAUAGUGGUGGCAGCUAUGCCAACAGCCUGACCAAUACGCCCAAUGCCACGCCCACCACAAAUGCGAGCAACAACAAUCUGGGCUACAGCAAUGUCAACUAUCCUGGUUGUUAUCUGGACAAGGCAUCGCCUCAUCAGCAACAGUUGCAACAACAACAACAGCAGCAGCAGCAACAACAUCACAAGACCAACAGCAAUGGCAACAAUCAAAGUGUUGCUGCAACUGCCACAACAACAGCAACAACAACACCUGACUUUGUUGACUUGGCUGCAGCAGCUGUGAAGAAUAGUUUGAGCAGCUUUGGAGCAGGAGCAGCGUCAUCAAUACCCUCCCAAGCCUCCUCCACGGUCAAUCAACUCACAGGCAGCAGCAACAACAACAAGCUGAGUGAUUACGAUGAGAACACACGGAUGCAGUCGCCAUUUGGACGCAUGCAGCGUUGGAAUGAGAAUGAUUUGAUUGCAGCAAGACGCAGUUCAUCGCCCAGUUCUGUCUCGGAAUCCAAUGAUCAGCCGCCAAGUCAGUUGGCCCAGCAGUUGGACAAGGGUUACUUUAAUAGCUAUGCGGCAGGUGCAGCAGCAGCAGCAGCAACAACAACAGCUGCAACAGCAGCGACAACAACUGUUGCUGCCAACAACAACAACAGCAGCAAUAGCAACAAUAACAACAACAGUUGCAACAGCGGCAGCAACAGCGCUUAUGGCAAUCACACGCCCUUGGUCAAUGGCAUUGAUGCCAUGUCCAUGUACAACAACACGCCACAACAACAACAACAGCAACAACAUCAACAGACGACACCAACACAUGCGCAACAACGCACACCAAAUAGUCAAUACAACGGCAGCAUUUAUCCACAGCUGGCAGCAAUGAUGCAGCAACAGCAACAACAACAACAGCAACAACCACACACAACGCCAACGGAUUAUGGCAACAGCGGUGUUGUGGUUGCCACCACACCACAACAACCAGGCACGCCUUAUGUGGGCACGCCCUACACCACGCCCAACAUGACGCUGACGACAACACCAAAUCAUUCGUAUCAGCUGCAAUCGCCUGUGGAUGGCAAUAUGCCAAGUUAUCCGAGCAACUUGCUCAGCAGCUGUGCGGAACAGCAGCAGAUGACGCCCAUGAUGCCACCAACGCCGCCAGUGCAACAGGCUGUGCCGCUAGAGACGGUGCCUGUGAGUGUGCCACUUGCUGUGCCUGUGCCACAUGCCGUGCCACUUGCUGUGCCGCUGCCUGUGACUGUGCCGCUGCCUGUGCCUUUGCCUGUUGUGUCCAACAAGGAGAGCAUCUCGCCCAGCAAACGCAGCAGCGCCAAGCAGCUGAAACAACAACAGCAACAACAACUGCAGCAGCAACAACAACAACACCAACUACACAAAUCACCACAACUGCCGCAGGGCAAAUCACCAGGCAAAUCACCGCGACAACCAACCGUGUUGCAUCCACCGCCGACGCCAACACCGCCCAUGGCCACGCCUCUGCCUGCAGCCGCUGCGCCCGCCAAAUACGAUCCCUUGACGCACACGUUGGCGGGGAAACUGCGUCAGCGUGCACCGCGUGGCAGUGGUGCCGCUGCCGGCACACGUGGACGCGGCCGUGGACGAGGGCGUGGCAGGGGCGGCAGUGCGGCGAACGUUAUGCUGCCGUUGCCACCGCAAAUUGCGGAUUAUGGCAACAAUAGUCUGGCGGGCACGCCCUUCGACUUCAACAACUACGAGGAUGAGCUGGCCGGACCAGGUGUGGAGAAUUUGCAAUCGUUGCGUGAUCGUCGUCGCAGCUUCGAGUUGCGUGGCACGCCCAACUCAGCGGGAGCUGGAGCAGCGCCCACUACAAGCUAUGCCAGCUGCAAGCUGCGUGGCCAGAACAAGACUCAAACGCAACCGCCAAGUGGAGCAGCGGCUUCCAAUCCGCUGCUGCAUGCGAUUGUGCAGCCAGUGUUGCCUGGUCCCGUCGAUAUGCGCACCUACAACUUGGGAUUCGAGGCGCCACACAGCACUGCCUCCCAGGAGGCGUAUCAGAACAAUCUGCUGGGUGCCUUCGAUUCUGGGACGGCGGAUCAGACGCUCAGCGAGUUCGAUGAGGAGGAUGAGCGACAGUUUCAGUCGGCGCUGCGUGCCACGGGCACCACCAACAACAACAGCAGCAGCAGCAACAACAACAGCAACAAUACCUCACCAAAUAAACAGACGACAGCAACAGCAACAACACCUGCGACAACAGCUGCGAUUGCAACGGCCGCAGCAGGAGUUGCUGCCACAAGUGUCAUGCAACCUGUGCCGAGCAGUUUCGCGUUGCAUUCAACGGAGGCAAAUCAAUCGGCGCCUAGCGUAGCUGCCACACUUGUCUCCGAGCUUGUGCCCGCCAUGGAAGCCUCAAUGGAGGCCACCUCCGAAGAGGUAUCCAUUGAUUCGGACACAACGACGCUGACCACCAAAGCAUCGCUGUCGGAUGCGCGAAAUCAACUCAAGCUGAAGAUCAAGGGACCACUUGGCUAUCCGGAUCUUCAUUACAGCACCGUGGCGAAUAGCAGUUGCAUGUCCAGCAGUUCCCUGGUGCAGUCGAAUGCGGUGCAGACGACGGUGGCGGCACAGUUGACCUCGACGGUGGCCAGCACAUCCGCAGCCUGCUCCAUGACCGUGAGCGGCAAUUCGCGGAGGAUGCGCAAGAAGGAGCUGCUCAGUCUGUACGUAGUGCAGAAGGAUAACCUCAACGACGACAGCUCCUGCGGUCUGCCAGCUGCUUUGGACAGUUUGCCGCUGGAGAACCUGCGCAAGUCGGAUGCCAGCGAGCUGGAUGACGAGCAGUUGACCUCCAAGCGCUUCAAGAAGAACUCCAGCAGCAGGGAACUGCGUGCCUUGGAUGCGAAUGCGGGCUUGGAGGAGCAACUGUUGCCAACCGGCGUCGCUGGCGCUGGCAACGAUGGACGCCGCCGCAGUGCCUGCAGCUCGGGCAGCACGGAUAAUGGCAAGACGGGAGCGGCGAGUAGUGCGGGCAAGCGACGUGGACGCAGCAAAACGCUGGAGAGCAGCGAGGAUGAUCACCAGGCGCCGACGAAGCUGAAGAUCAAGAUACGUGGACUGCCAGCGGCGAGUGAAACGAAUCCCGGCAAUGCUGGCAACUUGGGUCUCAAUCUGGGAUCGGAGAGCAGCAGCUACAGCUACGAGAUGACGCGACGAGCGUGUCCGCCCAAGAAAAGGCUGACCAGCAACUAUAGUACGCCCACGCUGGAGGAGAUCAAGCGGGAUUCGAUGAACUACCGCAAGAAGGUCAUGCAGGAUUUCGACAAGGGUGAGGAUAACAACAAGCGUGAGCUGGCGGGCGAUAAUGAGACGCUGCUGGUGAAGCCCAAGAAGGAGAAGAAGGACAAGCCGAAGAAGGACAAGAAGGAGAAGAAGCGUCACAAGCAACAGCAGCUAAUCCUCAACAGCAACAGCAGCAGUGUCAGCACAAAAACAACCAUGACCACAACGCUGAUUGAAAACACGAUGGGUGAUUCACCCGGAGAGAAGCCUAAGUUGAUACUGCGGAUUGGUAAGCGCAAGACGGAGACGACAACAACGACAACCACGAUGACCAUCAGCACGCAGGAUCAGCCGCAGAUGGAGGCGCCACUGCGCUUGAAGAUUGCUCGAGUGUCCGCUGGAGGCGCCUAUAUGAUUGGCGCCAAAUCGGAGGCCAGAGAGCCAAUGCCAACUGUGGUGGCCACCUGCUCACCAGGAGGAGCUGCUGUGGCGCCUGAACUGCCACUGCUGCCAAUUGGGGAUGCCUCGCCGUCGGGACUGAUGCCCAACAGCUUCACGCCGCACUCGCAGAAUGCGAACGCGUCGCCGGCGCUGUUGGGCAAGGAUACGAGCACACCAUCGCCGCCAUGUCUCGUCAUUGAUUCCAGCAAGAGUGCCGAUGUGCAUGAUUCAACCUCGUUGCCGGAGAGCGGAGCAAGUGCGUCUGUUGUAAGUGGGCUCGUUGGGGGCGGUGUCGGUGGUAGUGUUGGUCCCACGACGCCGUUGUGCGUCAAUGUGGGCAACUACGAUAACAGCAACAACUCAUUGCCAUCGGCCAGCGGAUCGGGAUCUAGCAAUUCAUGCAACAGCAAUUCGAACAACAAUAAUAGCAACAGCAACAACAACAAUAAUAAUAACAACAAUAACAACGGCAGCGGCAACAACGGACCUGGCGGUUUACUUCCAUUGAAAAAAGACUGUGAGGUUAGAUGAUAAUCAUAAGAAGCAAGCGACCAAUCGAUAUGUCGAUCGAUCGAUCGAUCGACUACUUCCAACAGCAACAUGUAUCCUAAGUUCCCCCCGACAAAACCUCCUCCUCCUACCAUUUUCUACACUCUUUUUAAAUGUUUGUACAGCACACACUCGAACCCGUAACCAGAUCCUAUAUUACCUUGUACAGUUAGUUUAUAAGCUUAUUCCCCCUAAUCUAUCACUCUCCCCCCUCUCUAUAUCUCUCGUCCCAUAAGUUUUGUUGUACACAGAAGAGAUACACCGAGAUAUUAUUGCAACGUAUUUAUAUAAAGAUAACGAUAAAGAUGCCUCACAUUGCAGAAUAACUAUAAAACACAACAAAAUACUAAUUGCAUAAAUGUACAUUUUAAUUAAAGCGAAUUUUAUAUAUAAAUAUAUAUGCAUAUAUAUAAAAAUAUAUUUAAAUUAGUUUAGAAUAUGUAAAAUACUGUAUUAAAGUUAUCAUUUCGCAUUAUUUUUAUGUUUAGCCUAAAUAUCAGAAACAAAACAAAAUUAUAAUGCUCGGUUAUAGAACGGAUCAUCCAAUAUUAUGAUACGUUAAUGCUAGUUAACCCACUUCCAUAAAAUACCUACUCAUAUAUAAAGAAAAAGCAAAGUAAAAUCUAAACAACAAAUAUAUAUAAACAUAUAUUAUAUAUAUAUUUUAAUUAUUUAUUAAUAACUAUUUAAAAUGACACAACAAUGAGAAAUGCAUAAAAUAAUCAUAUAAAACAUUAGCAAAAGAAUUUGUUAAAAAAACGAGAAUGAAAAAAAAACAACAAAAAAAAAAGAAAAGAAAAGAAAACUUAAGCGCAGUUGUAGCCUGUAGUCAUUAAUUGUAGUUCUUAGCGAAUCAAAGUCGGCUGCCCCGGCGGAUGGGGCACUUGCCGCAACUAAGUGCAUAUAUAAAAGCAACCAGCAACAUAUACCUAGACCUAAACAACAACAAAUUGAAAUGUAAUGAAAUGUUUGUAUUUUUAGAUUGUAAGUCUAAAUUGUGUCGAGAAACUCCAAAAGUUACAGCAAGAUAGUUUUGUUUAUUCAUUGUUUUUCUAUAGUUUUUUUUUGCACUAUUUCUUUUUUCGAUCUUUAUUUUUUUGUAGCAAGGCAGUUUAGCAAUAGGCAAUAUACAAAAAUUAAACAAAAACAAAGACGUCUUUUGCCAAGGCCAAGUCAAAAACACACAUUAUAUAUUAAUAUAUAUGUAUUUAUUUAUAUAUAUGAUAUAUGCAUAUGAUAUAUACGUUCGAUCUGAUUGAGCAUUCCAGCUGGCAGCAAAGUGCUCGAAAAUUCGUUUUU